UCAGCAGCAGCAGUAAAGCAAAACACACACACACUCUCUCUCUCUUCUCACUAAAGCACAAAUCCUACUCUUAUCAUCCUGUCUUGUUGCCUCCCUUGUGCCUCCUGCUCGCAGACGACGCAGCCGAGGGGAGAGAGAGAGAGGAGGAGCAAGCGAAAGCUUUGGCGUGCCCCGGCCCCUUGCUAAAAUGUGAUGUCCAAUCCAUGGGAUUGCGUCUAGUUUAGUCCCCCCCACCCCCUCCUCUCCUGGUUAUGGGAUCCGGCGAGGUGGAUGGACGCGCAUUGGAGCCGGAGCAGCACCAGUAGCGGCGGGGAAGAAGGCGGGGGAUCUGGAUCCGAGGCACCACCACCGGGUUACGCACGGAGGAGACGCCGGAGGAGGAGGAGGAGGAGGUGGAGGCGGGCAGGAGGAAGCAGAUGAGCAGCAGCAGCAGCAGCAGCACGACCACCGGCUUCUGCAGCUCCACCAGGGGGCGCAGGAGCAAGAACCGCCGCCUGUCCCCGUCUUCCACCUCCAGCACCUCCAGGCGGCGUCGGUGAGGCAGUCGGGCUCGUCCGCCGAGUAUGCCCUUCUCGCGCCCAUGGGCGACGCCGGCCAGUCCCACCACCACCACGGGUUCCAGACGCAGCUCCUGUCCUUCGGAGGCGGCGUCGGCCACCACCACCCGCUGCACCAGUUCACCGCGCAGGCCACGCAGCCACAGGCCACCGUCGCGUCCCACACGAGGGGGCGCGGAGGAGGCGGUGGCGGCGGCGAGAUUGUUCCCGCGACAACCACGCGGUCGAGGGGCGGCGGCGGCGGGGAGAUCGUGGCGGUGCAGGGCGGGCACAUUGUGCGGUCGACAGGGCGCAAGGACCGGCACAGCAAGGUCUGCACGGCGCGCGGGCCGCGCGACCGCCGCGUGCGGCUGUCGGCCCACACCGCCAUCCAGUUCUACGACGUGCAGGACCGGCUUGGGUACGACCGGCCCAGCAAGGCGGUGGACUGGCUCAUCAAGAACGCUAAGGACGCCAUCGACAAGCUCGACGUGCUGCCGGCGUGGCAGCCCACGGCCGCCGCCGGCAAUGCCGCCGCGCCGCCGUCCUCCUCGACCCACCCCGACUCCCCCGAGAACUCCGACGACCAGGCGCAGGCCAUCACCGUCGCGCACACAGCGUUCGACUUCGCCGGCGGGGGCAGCGGCGGGACCAGCUUCCUCCCUCCGUCGCUCGACUCGGACGCCAUAGCCGACACGAUCAAGUCGUUCUUCCCCAUGGGUGGCACCGCAGGCGGGGAGGCGUCGUCGUCCACCGCGGGGGCGCAGUCGUCGGCCAUGGGUUUCCAGAGCUACACACCUGACCUCCUGUCCCGCACCGGCAGCCAGAGCCAAGAGCUCCGGCUGUCGCUGCAGUCCUUACCCGACCCCAUGUUUCACCACCACCAGCAGCAUCGGUCGCAGGGCCAUGGCGGCGGCAAUGGCACCACGCAGCAGGCUCUCUUCUCCGGCGCCGCCAAUUACUCGUUCGGCAGCGGCGCCAUGUGGGCCGAGCAGGCGCAGAACCAGCGCAUGGUGCCGUGGAACGUGCCCGACCCUGGCGGCGGCGGCGGUGGUGGCGGGAGCACCGGCGCCUACCUGUUCAACGUGUCGCAGCAAGCGGCGCAUAUGCAGGCGGCGGCGCUCGGUGGCCAGAGCCAGUUCUUCUUCCAGAGGGGACCCCUUCAGUCCAGUAACCAGCCCUCCGAGCGAGGAUGGCCGGAGACCGUCGAAGCCGACAACCAGAUGAGCCACCACCAAGGAGGGCUGAGCCCCUCCGUGUCGGCGGCCAUCGGGUUCGCUCCCGGCGUCAGCUUCUCCGGUUUCCGCCUCCCCGCAAGGAUACAGGGCGACGAGGAGCACAACGGCGGCGGCGGCGGCAAUGGCGAUAAGCCGCCGCCGUCGUCUGUCUCCUCAGCUUCUCACCACUGACCGCAGCAGUGGAGGGCAGAUGACUUCACCACCAACCACACCAUGAGCACCACGCACAUACAUCAGCUAGCUCCUCCACUUUCCAUCACGGAAUUGGCCAUUGCAUCCGGGAGGAGAAAAAGUUUGGAGCGAGCUAGCACAAAGUGCACUACUGAUGCUACUUUAUCGGCUGGCUGGUUGGUUGGUUUUCCAUCUCUUCUGCUGCUGCGCGUGUCAUUGGUUUUUGCUUCAAGAAUUCACUCGGAGCUUCUUAGAAAAUUAGGCUUGUGAGAACGCAGCACACCAUGGCAAGAGCUUCGGCUUAGCUUAGCUAGCCCCCGUGUGUUGCGUUUGCGCUAGGUGUAGUUGUUGAUCAAUGUAGGUUCGAGAGCUUGCUUUGCUUUACUUUGUUUUGUUUCUUUUACUCUUUUGUUGUUGAUGCAUGGACAUGCUUUUGGUUCCUCCUGUGGGUUCAGGAGCAGUUGCUGCUAGAUCGAUGUUGUUCUCAAAACUGAUAAGUGGAUGAUGGAUUGGGAGAGGAGCCUAUAUCUUUCAUCUUUUUCCCAAAACUUGAGGUUCUUUUGUUUACUGUGGCAAAUCUUCCCCCGAAGUGUUUUUCUUUAUGCUAUCCAAGUAUAUAU
Molecule: messenger RNA, 2565 nt
Organism: Oryza brachyantha (malo sina)
Lineage: Eukaryota; Viridiplantae; Streptophyta; Magnoliopsida; Poales; Poaceae
Product: transcription factor PCF5-like
Exons: 3
Coding region: 581-1945 (454 amino acids)
Biological process (GO): regulation of secondary shoot formation
Cellular component (GO): nucleus
Molecular function (GO): sequence-specific DNA binding; DNA-binding transcription factor activity
Source: RefSeq, a predicted model, not a curated record